AUGCGCCGGCUGGAGCAUGAAAAUCUCGAUAACGCCAAAUAUGACAAGGAUAAAGACAAUAACAACUCGAAAAGAAAGACAACUGGAUCAGAUAUCUGGAACCUUCUUCUACUAGCCAAGCCGGAGUCCAGGCUACUUGGGUAUGCGUUGACUAUGCUUGUGGUGACUUCUACUGUGACGAUGUCUCUUCCGUUGAUCGUGGGGAAGAUUAUAGAUAAUGCCAGGCCGUUGGAAGCAUUAUCCAUAGAAGAAAGAGUAGCCCAAGUUGGCAACAGCACCUUUAUUCUUGGGUUCACUGAAACACAGUUCUACAGUGCGGUAGCCGUUUUGUUUGCUAUUGGGGCGGUAUCGAACUUCGGAAGAAUGUACGUGUUGAGAAUGGCGGGUGAAAAGUUAGUUGCGAGGAUGAGGUCUCGGUUAUUCCUGAAGAUCUUAUCACAAGAUUCAUACUUUUUUGACGUUGGGCCCACAAAGAAGGGUAUGAAAGUUGGUGACUUAAUUUCCCGGAUUCUGAGUGAUACUCAAAUUAUUGCUAGAAGUUUGAGUGGGAACAUUUCUGACGGUGCCAGAGCCAUGAUCAGUGGAGCAGUAGGAAUAUCGAUGAUGUGCUAUGUGAGUUGGCAAUUGACCUUAUUCAUGAGCAUUUUCUUUCCUCCUCUUAUUGUAAUGACUUUUGUUUAUGGAGGUAGAAUGAAGCAGUUGGCCAGAAAGGUCCAGGAAAACUUGGGGGACUUAACCAAAGUCACGGAAGAGAAGUUAAAUGGGUUGAAAACCAUUCAGAGUUAUGCCAGGCAGAACUUGGUUGUCCAUGGUUACAACAAAGAAGUCAGAAACCUCUUUAACACCAGUAUGAGAGAGAACAAGUUGAGUGCCAUUUAUUUCAGCACAAAUUCACUCAUCGGUAAUAUGAUGAUCAUUGGGCUUUUGUUUGUUGGUACCCGGCUCAUAAGUUUGGGAAACCUCACCAUCGGAGACUUAUCGAGUUUCAUGAUGUAUGCCGCAUACACUGGAGGAUCUGUUUUUGGGUUGGGAAACUUCUACACUGAGCUAAUGAAAGCCAUCGGAGCAGCCGACCGGGUGUUUGAAUUAACGCGUCUGGAACCCAAGAUCAAAACCACCAUCGGCAAGAAAGUCGACGAUUUGGAAGGAGAUAUCGAAUUUAAGAAAAUAGAGUUCAGCUACCCGUCUCGGCCCAAGUCCAAGGUGUUUAGAAGUUCCAACCUCAACUUGACCAUUAAAAAGGGAGAGAAUGUGUGUUUUGUAGGACCCAGUGGCAGUGGAAAAUCUACUAUUGCCCAGCUUCUCCUUCGGUUCUACGACCCCAAUAAAGGUUCUAUCCUCAUCAACGGCCAUGAUAUCAAGGAUUUGAAUUUAAACUUUUACCGGUCCAAAAUCGGGUAUGUGCAACAAGAACCGCUUUUGUUCAGUGGAACCUUACGAGAAAAUAUCACGUUUGGCAAGGAUCACUGCACGGAACAAGAGAUUGAAACCGCCAUCCGACUCAGUAACGCUUAUGGUUUCAUCAACAUGUUCCCCAAAGGCUUGGACACGUUGGUGGGCCCUUCGAGCAGUGGAGCCCAGUUGAGUGGAGGCCAGAAGCAGCGGAUCUCACUUGCACGGACCUUAAUCAAAAACCCCCAUAUCUUGGUUUUAGAUGAAGCUACUUCUGCCUUGGACUCAAUUCUGGAAGAGUUGGUAAUGCGAAACCUUAAGAGAGUUACAGCUGAAAACGGCUAUACAAUGAUCCUGAUUGCUCAUCGGUUAUCAACCAUCAAGAACAGUGAUCGGAUCAUUGUUCUUAGUGAACAGGGCGAAAUCGUUGAAGACGGCCCCUUCACACAGCUUUACCAGGACAAGCAGAGCCGGUUCAACGAGCUUCUCCGGAAACACGACCAUGACCUCACUGAGGUGUUUGAGUCGUAG
Messenger RNA from Yamadazyma tenuis ATCC 10573, 1923 nucleotides. RefSeq names its product Ugt51c1p (gene UGT51C1). Gene Ontology annotation, molecular function: UDP-glycosyltransferase activity; ATP hydrolysis activity; ATP binding. The record is from RefSeq and is a predicted model, not a curated record. Gene Ontology annotation, biological process: oligopeptide export from mitochondrion; carbohydrate metabolic process. Gene Ontology annotation, cellular component: mitochondrial inner membrane. Lineage: Eukaryota; Fungi; Ascomycota; Pichiomycetes; Serinales; Debaryomycetaceae.